Macroventuria anomochaeta is the source of this 2110-nucleotide messenger RNA. RefSeq lists its product as uncharacterized. Gene Ontology annotation, cellular component: membrane. Bases 280 to 2037 code for a protein of 585 amino acids. NCBI's taxonomy places the organism in Eukaryota, Fungi, Ascomycota, Dothideomycetes, Pleosporales, Didymellaceae. Gene Ontology annotation, biological process: monoatomic cation transport; transmembrane transport. The transcript has 4 exons. The record is from RefSeq and is a predicted model, not a curated record. Gene Ontology annotation, molecular function: monoatomic cation transmembrane transporter activity.
UCGUCCUGCACCAUGCUGCAACCCCACUGCCCACCAUGUGUUUCGCAGAUAUGCGCGGCGCAACUGUCUUAUAACACGUCCGUUCCUUCAUCUUCAUCUCGUGACAAUUGCCUCCAGCCUUGGGCGCGCUGAAUAAAGCCAAGCGCAAGCAGAGUAUUAAUUCCCCAGAUAAGAGCGAGAAAGAACCAGUUUUCUGGCAUUGACCCACCAAACUCUGGUCACGUACCCCUUGAGACACCAACACUUUCUCAGCUCCAAUUGUAGAGCAAAACCCAAAUUAUGGCGGACCGCCGAGGUGCUACAACACCACCUCCAAAAUCCCCGUCUCCGGCAUCUCUUCCGCGAUCCUCGAGCCUUCCUCGCAUUGCCAACAGCAAGCUCUUCCUGCCCCUUCAGAACGAAGGAAGCGCAAUCUCCACUCGAGGACAGCACUUGCCCUCGCUGUUCAAGCGGCGACCGUCGACAAUUCGUAGCACCGAGCGCGAGCGCCGCGGAAGCGUCAGCGAGGAUGAUGAGGAUUUGGAAAGCGCCCGUCAUGGGCCUAUGAUGAACUACGACAGCGACUCGGACAGAAGGCACAGUGUUGGCGCGCAGGUUCUGAACACACCGCAGAUGCGAAGUCAGCGACUGAUUGGAAACUCGAACCCCAGGUACAAGUGGGAGAAGUACUAUAAGAGCGAAGAAGAGCUUAAGGGCAUGAAAAAGCCUUUACGAGAGUACUACGAGCGCAAUAACCAGCUCAUCCAGAACUACAUGUACAUCGAUCGUCUCCUCGAUUCUUCGCUACCUCAUAACCUGAUUCAAGAGUAUACCAACCUUGAGUCCGGCGCAGUCAAUAUCCCCUACACGAUCAGCGAGGAGUCGUCUGCUGUCAACACGCCAGCCGCAACGACGCCGAGCAACGGUCUGUUACAUAGCAAUAGUCAUUCUUCGACAAACAGCUUGACAGAAUAUGGCACGAACGGAAAUGCAAACGGAAGUACAAAGACCAAGCUCACACGAACCCCGAAGAAUCUGUACAAGGUCCCUGAGGUCGACGAGAACACACCUCUGAUUCUGCGAGACGAAGCCAUUUCAGAUGACGAGGACGACGAGGGGUCGUCGAACUCGAAGCUGAUGGAAUGGGUGCCCGAGGAGGGCGAAGACACGGACAGCCCUAUCGUCAAGCUGGCACUCUACGUCAACCUGGCAGCCAACACCGCACUGCUGAUUUUGAAGAUCAUAGUGGCGGUCAUGACAUCCUCGCUUUCCGUCGUAGCCAGUUUGGUUGAUGCGGCAUUGGACUUCCUCAGUACAGCUAUCGUGUGGUUCACGUCCUGGAUGAUCGCACGUCAGGAUCGCUAUGCCUACCCAGUUGGCAGGCGGCGUUUGGAGCCAAUCGGCGUGCUUGUCUUCUCUGUUAUCAUGAUUACCUCUUUCUUCCAGGUCGGCAUCGAGGGUAUCUCCCGUCUCUCCGGACCGGACCACACCAUCGUGCAGCUUACCAUCCCCGCUGUCGCUAUCAUGGCUUCCACGGUCGUCAUCAAGGGGCUUUGUUGGCUUUGGUGCCGCCUCAUUCGCAAUUCUUCUGUGCAAGCGCUUGCACAGGAUGCCAUUACCGAUGUUGUCUUCAACACCUUCUCUAUCUUCUUCCCGCUUGUUGGCUACUUUGCGAAGAUCUGGUGGCUGGAUGCGCUGGGUGGUAUACUGCUCUCGGCCUACGUGAUCAUCAAUUGGUCGCGCACAUCCGCAGAACACAUUCGCAACUUGACUGGUGCGAGUGCGACUGCUGAUGAGCGGAACAUCUUGCUGUACAUGACGAUGCGGUUCGCCAAGUCAAUCAAGAGGAUCCAGGGUAUUCAGGCCUACCACGCUGGCGACAAGCUCAACGUGGAGGUCGACAUCGUGGUCGAUGAGCACACUGCACUAAGGGACAGCCACGAUCUCGGAGAGAGCUUGCAGUAUGUUCUCGAGAGUGUACCAUAUGUCGACCGUGCAUUCGUCCAUAUCGAUUACACGGAUUACAACUUUCCCACGCACAUGUCGCAGCAAGAAUAAGACGGCUGAGACAGUUUUUAUUGUGUCGCUUGAUUGAGAUCAAGGCAUCUGUGUCAUAUGUACCCGCCUCUUU